CGCGUCGGUCCCUUUGAUCUUCGCAGUUCUAAGCGCGACUGUUUGUUACUUUCAAGUCGCGCGGAUCGACACAUCAUAAAGAACUUUUCCUCCCUCGCGCGAGUCUCGAACGCUCGUCUGAGCGCGGAAAACAGCGACGACAACAACCAGAAGUACAUUAAUAAAGUUCGCUCGAUCGCGUGAAUAUGCCGCAGCUGAACGGUGGAGGGGGAGAUGAUCUCGGGGCGAAUGAUGAGAUGAUCGCCUUUAAACAUGAAGGAGAUCACGAGGAGAAGAUCCGCGAGAGCGCAUACACGGAGAGCGACCUGGCUGAUCUCAAAUCAUCUCUGGUCAAUGAAUCCGAAAUCAGCCAGAACUCAAACUCUGCCGUGAUCAGAAGAGGACAGCAGGAAGAUCAGAGAAUCUACACUGAUAAACGAGAACAUCUGGACGACGUGCCCAGACAUCAAGAUGGUGGAAUGUAUAAAGCGUCGUAUUCUGGAUACCCGUUCCUGAUGCUGCCUGAGCCGUAUCUACCGAACGGACCCGUCUCACCAUCUAGGAAGAAACUCCUACAGGUUUGGAACGACGUGAGGUCCAACAAAGUGUCGGUGGUCCAGCAGGGGAUGCAUCCUCUGACGCCGCUGCUGCCCUACGAUCACUUCAACCCCAGUGCUCCACACAUUCCCACAGACGUCAGCCAGAAACCAGGAGUUCACAGGCAUCAGUCGCAGGAAAUCUCCGGUUUCUACCAGCUGCCUCAAGGCCAGAUCCCCCCGUCCAUGAACUGGCCCAAUCAGCCUGUCUAUCCUCUGCCCUCCUGCAGCUUCAGACAGUCCUUCUCCUCCAGCCUCCAGAGCAGCUCCUCCUUCCCCAGGUUCUCUCAUUCUCUGAUGCUUCAGUCCGGCAUGCACCCUACAGGCAUCCCACACCCCGCGAUAAUGCCUCCCUCCGGCAAACAGGAGCACGACCAGUUCGACAGGAACAUUUAUGUCAAAUCUCAUCCAGAGGCGAAGCGUGAGAAGGAGCCCAAGAAGCCGGUGAUCAAGAAGCCGCUGAACGCGUUCAUGCUCUACAUGAAAGAGAUGCGGGCCAAAGUCAUCGCUGAGUGCACGCUGAAGGAGAGCGCCGCCAUCAACCAGAUCCUGGGCCGACGGUGGCACGCUCUGACCCGCGAGGAACAGGCCAAGUACUAUGACCUGGCGCGGAAGGAGCGGCAGCUUCACAUGCAGCUUUAUCCCAGCUGGUCGGCCCGCGACAACUACCGUGAUCACGUCCUUCUCUCAUCACCACAGGGCAAAAAGAAGCGAAGGAAACGAGACAAGCAGGACUCCAGCACAGACCCCGGCUCGCCAAAGAAAUGCCGCGCUCGCUUCGGCCUCAACCAACAAACGGACUGGUGUGGCCCCUGCAGGAGGAAAAAGAAGUGCAUUCGCUACCUUCAAAGAGGACGCUGCGCCAGCCCCCAUUCUUCCGAUGGAAGUGCUAUAGACUCCUCCCCUUCACCUGUCAAUCACCCGCCAAACCCCGCCUCCCCCACCAGCAGUCCCCUCCCACAGAGCGCCAAACGCUCCGCCCACCCGCCCAGACUCUCGCUCGACUUCAGCAGAAUUAAAACAGAGAGCGCCGUAAGGCAGCCACAAUGACUGACGGCUCGGUCGCUGCGGAGACUGAUCUCACGUUCUUCAAGUUCUCUUCACUUCAGUUUCCUC
Sinocyclocheilus grahami is the source of this 1691-nucleotide messenger RNA. Its product is annotated as transcription factor 7-like 2. The transcript has 13 exons. The record is from RefSeq and is a predicted model, not a curated record. NCBI's taxonomy places the organism in Eukaryota, Metazoa, Chordata, Actinopteri, Cypriniformes, Cyprinidae. Gene Ontology annotation, cellular component: chromatin; beta-catenin-TCF complex. Bases 186 to 1625 code for a protein of 479 amino acids. Gene Ontology annotation, biological process: canonical Wnt signaling pathway; regulation of transcription by RNA polymerase II. Gene Ontology annotation, molecular function: DNA-binding transcription factor activity, RNA polymerase II-specific; RNA polymerase II cis-regulatory region sequence-specific DNA binding.